Messenger RNA from Monoraphidium neglectum, 1074 nucleotides. RefSeq lists its product as hypothetical. Lineage: Eukaryota; Viridiplantae; Chlorophyta; Chlorophyceae; Sphaeropleales; Selenastraceae. The coding region runs from base 1 to 1074 and encodes 357 amino acids. Gene Ontology annotation, molecular function: glycosyltransferase activity. The record is from RefSeq and is a predicted model, not a curated record. The transcript has 8 exons.
AUGGCAGGACGUGUGGGGCUGCUGCUGGCGAUCCUGGCGGUCCACCUGGCUGAAGCUUCCGCCGCGGACGCCCCGGCAGCGUCCCCCGCCCCCGCUGCGGCGGGUAAGGACCUGCCGCCUCUGAUCAGCCACCGCCCCGGCGACGUGCGCGUGCUGCUGCUGACGGACUGCGCCAAGUACCAAGACUGGCAGACGAUCGCGGGCGCGUAUGCGUGGCGCGAGUCGGGGCAGCCGGGCGGCUUCACGCGAGUCGCCAACUGCGACGAGAAGGACCGGAAGAACUAUCCCAAAGCCAUGCUGGAUUACGUAGACACCCAUAUGGCGCCCAUGGCUGCCAUGAACAAGGAGCUGAACGACUGGUACCAGGCCUACAACAAGCCCAAGGCGGUCAGCGACUGGCUGGAGCACAACCCCCACCCCAAGGAAAAAUGGAUCCUGCUGAUCGACGCGGACAUGCUGCUGCGGCGGCCGUUUUUGCCGGAGGAGUUCAACCUGACAAAGGGCUGGGCCAUGGCGGCGCACUACGACUACAUGAAGGGCGUGCACAAUGAUUUGGCGAUGCGCCACGUUCCCGAGAUGAUCCCUCACAACGACACGCUGGCCGGCCCCCCCGGCCGGCGCGGCGACGUAGUCGGGGCGCCCUACUUCAUGAGCAUGGAGGACAUAAGGAAGGUGGCGCCCCUGUGGUAUGACUACACGGUCAAAGUCAGGAACGACUCGCUGGCCUACAAGGACUCUGGGGACACGGCGUCCCAAAAGGGCGGGCGCAUCUGGAUCGCAGAAAUGUACGGCUACACGUUUGGGGCUGCCAAGGCGGGCAUCUGGCACCGCUGGAGCGAAGACUUCAUGCUGUACCCCGGCUACACACCGCCAUUCAUCCCGCGCAACAUUCACAACGGGCUGCACUACACAGUGGGCGACUGGUCCUUUGACAAGCACUGGUACUUCGAUUUCGACGUCCACAAGUGCCCCCCCUGGGACCUCUCAGUCCCCAAGCCCAAGGAGGGCAUCUUCCCGCCGCCCCCGCACCCCAAGACCCUCAAAUCAAAGUGCGCGCCACACCUCUGCUUUUGA